UCACUGGGCCAGGGGAGGGUACACGCUAAUCGUGCAGUAUGGCGGACGAUGGAGACAGCUCGGCCGCUCCGCUCGACACAAGCGGCGGUCGGGACACGGCGGAGGAGUCCGGCGGCGGCGAGGGGCUCGGUCUCGGCGGGAUGCCUCUGAACAUCGUCGUGUUGCUGGCAGUGCUGGCGGCGUGCGUGGCGCUCUACCGCCGCUGGGCCAGGCGGCUCGGCGCAGACGGCGCGGCCCGGGGCGACGAGGCCUCGGCGCUACCCAAAAUGAGGCGGGGAGACUUGACGCUAGAGCAGCUGCGCGAGUACGACGGGCUGCGGAACCCCCGCAUUCUCAUGGCCGUCAACAUGAAGGUGUUCGACGUGACCAGCGGCAAAAAAUUCUACGGGAAAGAGGGUCCGUACGGGAUCUUCGCGGGUCGCGACGCCUCCCGGGGCCUGGCCACCUUCUGCCUGGAGAAGGGCGCCCUGAGGGACGAGUACGACGACCUGUCCGACCUCACCGCCGUCCAGAUGGAAAGCGUCCGGGAGUGGGAGAUGCAGUUCAUGGAGAAGUACGACUACGUGGGGCGGUUGCUGAAGCCCGGCGACGAGCCGUCCGAGUACACGGACGAGGAGGACAUCAAGGAGCACCCCAAACACGACUGACUGCUUCCUUGCUCCCUCACUUCCUCAUUUCCUUCCUUGCCUCCCUCCUUCCUUCCUUCCUUCCACUUUUCGACCCCUGACCGAUCACCGCCAUCUUGGGCCAUCCGCUCUCUUCCUUUUCACCUCUUCUUCUGGACGGGCUUCAGGAAAACUUCUUUUGACUGUCUCGCUCACAUUCGUACGCGUUUGUGACGGCCUGCCAAUCGAGCCAUCUGUCAAUCAAUUAUGUCACCCCCCCUAGGGCACAAGUGUGGCUGUACCAAAGGUGUGAGAUAGGGCGGCGCUCUCUCUCUCCUCUUGCUGAUGAUGUCUGUCUAGUAUUGCAGGGAGAGCCAGUGAGUUGGGGGUGGGGGUGUGGGGGGGGGGGGUCGUAUGGUGGGAUUGGAAUCUGGGAAGGAGGAGUUGGAGGCGCUGAAAGGAUACUUGAUUGGCAUCCCAAAUCAAUCAGUUUACAAGCCGGCUCCAAGUCUGUAGGCCCCCGCACCCCCAAAACACCUGUCGUGGUCCCCUUUCAAAAAACGGAAUGGUCCAAGUAUUAGUCGUGCCUUAUUUGCUUUGUUGUCCCUUGUGGAGAAGCCCCCCCCCCCAAAAAAAAUAAACGAUAAAAAGGCACAUGCUGAUUAGUCCAGUUUACCGACUUGUAAAUAGCUAACGCUUAGGACUCCAGUCAGUCAGUGUUACUGCCAUGUUGACGUAGUCCACAUUUUCUUUUUCUUUCUUUCUUUCUUUCAACACAAUCACCCCAACCCCACAGUUGCUGCCCCCAGCCCAACCCCCCCACCCUUUCCACUUUGAGUGUGUGUGUGUUAGACUGGGGGAAUGUUGCAGACAGUGUACAUACUAAACAAUAUCCACGGUUUUCUUCAAGCAUGACACAACCGCGAGUUUGGCCCCUUUGCCACCGUGUUACGUAUUUAAUGUCAGUUGAGUGCGCGUGUGGAAGUUUGUGUGUGUGUGUGUGUGGGGGUGGGGGCGGGUGUUUGCGCGCCGGGCAGGAAGGGAUUUGUUCAUGCAAAAUAAAUUGUUUGGUUAAUAAUUGA
This is a messenger RNA of Hippocampus zosterae (dwarf seahorse), 1687 nucleotides long. It is a transcript of the gene pgrmc2, whose product is annotated as progesterone receptor membrane component 2. Lineage: Eukaryota; Metazoa; Chordata; Actinopteri; Syngnathiformes; Syngnathidae. The record is from RefSeq and is a predicted model, not a curated record. Gene Ontology annotation, cellular component: endomembrane system; membrane. The transcript has 3 exons. The coding region runs from base 39 to 647 and encodes 202 amino acids.